Messenger RNA from Colletotrichum scovillei, 2394 nucleotides. Its product is annotated as glycosyl hydrolase. The record is from RefSeq and is a predicted model, not a curated record. The transcript has a single exon. Bases 546 to 2285 code for a protein of 579 amino acids. NCBI's taxonomy places the organism in Eukaryota, Fungi, Ascomycota, Sordariomycetes, Glomerellales, Glomerellaceae. Gene Ontology annotation, biological process: carbohydrate metabolic process.
UUUACACAUUCAGCUCUCAAGCUCCCCAUCCCCAAAAGACUCCAACGACUCCCAAGCAACCAAGACUCUCAAAGAGUCUCCGAGCUGGCGGUAGACCCUCGUCCCGUUCGAAUCUCUCCCAAUGAACGACAGCGCUUACCGACCCGCUCGCUCUCCAAGGAACCGCUGUUCAAACGCCCUUGUCUUGCCUUGCCCCUUUUGCUAUCUGUACUUCCCGAGUUUGCUCUUUUACCCUUUGCCCUUUGCUACGGAAUACGGCUGCUCGGUACUUGCGACUCUUCGCGCUUUGCCUCUCUGGUCAUCAUCUCAUCCCAUGCUCCUUGGUUCUUCCUCCUUCUCUUCCCAGAUACACCAACUGGCCACCACAGUCUGACCCCUGACUGUGAUCUUCGUACUUCUUUGCCGGGUGGCCCCUGUCAGGGCGCAGCCGCGUGCGAUGUGCUGGCUCGACGAGAAGGCAGCUCCUGAUCCCAACAUCAGAUGAAGCCUUGUUUUGUUUUGUGCUUGUUUCCAGGCUGCGAGUAAAGACACACGCAAAAAGGAUCAUGGCGCUGUCAUCGCAGGAUCAGGACGUUGGCAAAAGCCGCGCCUGCGCCAGCUCCUGCUUACAUGUAUCCUUUCCUUCCUCUUCCUCGUCAUCCCACCUCGACGCUGAUCUUCACCUUGACGACAUCUCCGCUUCUUCCAACCCAUCAUCUUCAUGCUUCCAUUCCUGUUGCUGCCACUUCCGCCCCAGCUUUCCACUUUCUCAGAGCCCUGCUACCAAGAUUGCCGUCCAGGAUCAGCAUUACCGUCCCUCCUCAUCGCCUUGUCCGUACCCGCCUUCUUCCCACCACCUCCAUUACUGCUGUGCCGGUCCACCAGUUCGGAGGAAACCUGGACAAGGGGCACAUGGACCGAAAUCCUCGCCCGCUCCUGAUAUAUUUAACAUCCCGGUCCUUCUCUACCGAAAGUGGCCUCUCCUUGCCCUCGCCAUUGCAACUAAUACAUAUAUCCUCCUCCACUACUCCCCUCACUUCUCUACCUCGAGCAGAGAAGAAGACCAGACGAACUGUUCCGCCUCCUUAGUCAACUCCUUAUACUUAAUAAUCAUCAACAUGGUCGCCAACGUUGGAGGGCUCGCAGCUCGGGCAGUCUUUCUCAUGUCCACUCGGCCUAUUGCCCAGAGAGCAGACGUCGCCUCGUACACCAAUAAUGCCGUUGCCGCCAUUCGCACUCUCGAAUCUACCUGGUACGAUGUUGGCUCUGGUCUUUGGGACAACGCCUGGUGGAACAGUGCCAACGCCUUCACCACCCUCGCCGACUUCGCCAACCUGAACCGGGAUGCUGCUAACGAGCUUAAUAUCGGAGGCAUCCUCAUGAACACAUUCCAGCAGGCUCAGAAGGCCACAGCAUCGGCUUCCAAGUCUAUCAACGCCGCUGGCCUUGUCACAACCUCGUACGCCAUCACCAAGCGCGAGGUACCGCUGCCUAUCGAAGGUCGUCAGAUGAGCGCUCAGGGCUUUCCCAACUUCAUCAACGAGUUUUAUGACGACGAAGGCUGGUGGGCGCUCGGCCUGAUCCGCGCCUACGAUGUUACCCAGAACCAAGACUACCUCGACAUGGCCGUGCGCAUCUUUGCAGAUAUGAAGACCGGCGGUAAUACCAACUGCAAUGGCGGCAUCUACUGGAGCAAGGACCGCAAGUACGUCAACGCCAUCGCCAACGAGCUCUACCUCAGCGUCGCCGCCUCGCUGGCCAACCGCAUCUCGGGCGAUAAGGCCAGCUACCUCAAGAUCGCGACUGAUCAGUGGACCUGGUUCAAGGCCACCGGCAUGAUCAACGCCCAGGGCACCAUCAACGACGGCUUGGACGGCAACUGCAAGAACAACGGCGCCAACGUGUGGUCUUACAACCAAGGUGUCGUUCUCGGCGGUCUCGUCGAGCUCAGCAAGGCUAAUGGCGACAAGUCGGUCCUGACAGACGCCACCAACAUUGCCAAGGCGGCCAUCAAGCAGCUGGCCGACGACAACGGCAUCCUGCACGACACGUGCGAGCCCAACUGCGGCUCCGACGGCAACCAGUUCAAGGGCAUCUUUGUUCGCAACCUGCGAUACCUACAAGAAGCGGCGCCCAACAACGACUUCAAGACCUUCAUCACCAAAAACGCCGACAGCAACUGGAACGCCAACCGCGACUCUGCUGGCAAGAUGGGUGUCGUCUGGUCGGGCCCCGCGCAAGGCGUUUCCGGGCCGACUCACAGCUCAGCACUCGACUCCAUUGUUGCCGCCGUUGCCGUCGCGUGAGCGGGACUUCUUUUGAGAGAUUAAUCGUCCUCAGACCUUUCGGAUCGACAUCACCAUCAUCGGGCAGGCGUUGGAAAUUUUGCUUUACUUCACAUGGCCGCUCUGCAAC